CUCUUUGAAAUACGAAAAAGAGCAGAAGAUAAUUUCAUCGUCAUUGUUAAAUGUAUGCUUAGACACAUGGAGUUCAAGGCAGUGUGUGUAUUUAAACUUGCUACCCAUGUAGCAGAUUCAUUGCCAAGGGAAUAAUGGUAUGACGAUUGGAUGUCAUCCUUCCAUACAAACACACUCAAACAGCAUCGAUUUGAAGCCUGGAAGGCAGUGGGUGCAGGGUGCAGUAGCAAUUGAUACACACAAUAGAGUAGAUUCAUUGCGCAGAUUCAACAUCAUCCUUACAUUCCUCAGCUUUAAUAUGAUAAAGUUCUUUUAGCAUAUUCUCCCCUGGUCUGCCUAGUGAAGCUGAUGGCUGGAAAAUCAGGGUCGACGCCGACGACAUAUUCACCGUCUCCAGCAACACGCAAGAAGAAGAGAAUCCCCAUUGCUGAUGCUGAUUGGGUUCGUCCUGAUAAUCGUGGCUUCUAUCAGUGCCGUCCUGCUUAUCUGAAGACUGGUGCUGUGAGUACAGCUGCAGGAUCAGCAUAUGCAGAGUUUGGGAACACCAAGGUAAUCGUAUCUGUGUUCGGACCAAGGGAAAGUAAAAAGGCAAUGAUGUACAGUGAUACAGGACGCUUAAAUUGUAAUGUUAGUUACACAAGUUUUGCCACCCCUAAUCGUGGGCAGGGAUCAGACAACAAGGAACUUUCCUCAAUGUUACACAAAGCUUUAGAGGGUGUUAUAAUUCUGGAAUCCUUCCCAAAGACUUGUGUGGAUGUUUUUGCUUUGGUAUUGGAAUCUGGUGGAAGUGAUCUCCCCGUGGUCAUAUCAUGUGCUAGUCUAGCUUUAGCAGAUGCAGGGAUUUUGCUGUACGACUUGGUUGCCUCAGUUUCUGUAUCUUGUAUUGGAAAGAACUUUGUCAUUGAUCCCAUUUCCGAGGAAGAAAGCUACCAAGAUGGAAGCUUAAUGAUAACUUGUAUGCCUUCGCGUAAUGAGGUCACUCAACUGAUUGUAUCUGGAGGAUGGUCAACACCAAAGAUUAACGAGGCAAUGGAGCUAUGUCUUGGUGCUUGCUCCAAACUUGGAGAGGUUAUGAGAUCAUGUUUAAAAGAUGUUGUCACUGAUUCAAAAGAAUAGAGCAUUCUACUUUAUGCCUUCGCGUAAUGAAGUCUCUACGCCUGUUUUUGUCAUCUCAAAAAGUGGAAGUUCUUUAGGUGUCAUACAUCCUUGUAGAAAAAAAAACUGCAACAGUCAGCCCAAUCAAGUUGUGAACUGCUUGUAGUAUAUAUGUGCUAGUUUGUGAAACUUGCAAGUUGUAUGGCAUGAAACAUGCAAAUGUUAAAUUAAAACUCAUAUGUGAAUCAAAACAAGAAACCAUUUUUGAACA
Solanum lycopersicum (tomato) is the source of this 1366-nucleotide messenger RNA. Its product is annotated as exosome complex component RRP41-like. Gene Ontology annotation, biological process: U4 snRNA 3'-end processing; nuclear mRNA surveillance; poly(A)-dependent snoRNA 3'-end processing. The record is from RefSeq and is a predicted model, not a curated record. Gene Ontology annotation, cellular component: cytoplasmic exosome (RNase complex); nucleolus; nuclear exosome (RNase complex). Lineage: Eukaryota; Viridiplantae; Streptophyta; Magnoliopsida; Solanales; Solanaceae.